AUGGCUUUGGAGGGGGCAGAAAUGCCAACACUUAGGAUGGAAUCAACCAUAUAUCUGAGAUGUUAUUAUUGGGCAGUUCGAACUUUAAUUACCAUUGGAGGUCUCCCAGAGCCACAAACUACAUUUGAAAUUAUUUUCCAACUUUUGAAUUUUUUUUCUGGAGUGUUUGUGUUCUCCAGCUUAAUUGGUCAGAUGAGAGAUGUAAUCGGGGCAGCUACAGCCAAUCAAAACAACUUCCGUGCCAGCAUGGAUAACACCACUGCCUACAUGAACACUUACUCCAUUCCUCAAAUUGUGCAGACUCGAGUUCGGACUUGGUUUGAAUAUACAUGGGACUCUCAAAGAAUGCUAGAUGAGUCUGAUUUGCUUGAGACCCUGCCGGGUACAAUGCAGUUAUCCCUCGCCAUUGAUAUGAACUUCAGCAUCAUCAGCAAAGUAGAAUUGUUCAAGAAUUGUGACAACCAGAUGAUUUAUGACAUGUUGCUAAGAUUGAAAUCCACUAUCUAUUUACCUGGUGACUUUGUCUGCAAAAAGGGAGAAAUUGGUAAAGAAAUGUAUAUCAUUAAGCAUGGAGAAGUCCAAGUCCUUGGAGGGCCUGAUGGUACUAAAGUUCUGGUUACCCUGAAAGCUGGAGCUGUGUUUGGAGAAAUCAGCCUUCUGGCAUCAGGAGGAGGAAACCGUCGAACUGCCAAUGUGGUGGCCCAUGGGUUUGCCAAUCUUCUAACUCUGGACAAAAAGACCCUCCAAGAAAUUCUAGUACAUUAUCCAGAUUCUGAAAAGCUCCUCAUGAAGAAAGCUAGAGUGCUUCUAAAGCAGAAGGGUGCUAACAAAGAAGCAACCCCUCCAAGAAAAGGCCUUGCCUUUCUCUUUCAACCAAAAGAAAAGACACCGAAAAUGUUUAGAGCUCUCCUGGGAGGGACAGGAGAUAUUGGGAGACUGCUCAAACUGAAGAGAGAACAAGCAGCUCAGGUAACAAGGCAGAACCAGUUGAGGGAAGAUAAAGGAAAAGAAAAUGCAGAUAAAGGAAAAGAAAAUGAAGAUAAAGGAAGCGAGCCAGCUGAAAAAACACCAGACAAAUCCAAAUGUAAAGAAAGUUCUAUUGCAGCAGAGGAAAUGCCCCCCUCAGUUGAAAGGGCAGUUUUACCCAGAGGAACUUCUAAUCAAUCACUCAUCAUCAGCAUGGCUCCUUCUGCUGAGGCCGGGGAAGAGGUCCUGACUAUUGAAGUCAAAGAAAAGGCUGAGCAAUAG
This is a messenger RNA of Marmota flaviventris (yellow-bellied marmot), 1248 nucleotides long. The record is from RefSeq and is a predicted model, not a curated record. NCBI's taxonomy places the organism in Eukaryota, Metazoa, Chordata, Mammalia, Rodentia, Sciuridae.